Messenger RNA from Sphaeramia orbicularis (orbiculate cardinalfish), 2063 nucleotides. RefSeq names its product high affinity cGMP-specific 3',5'-cyclic phosphodiesterase 9A. The record is from RefSeq and is a predicted model, not a curated record. Lineage: Eukaryota; Metazoa; Chordata; Actinopteri; Kurtiformes; Apogonidae. The transcript has 14 exons. Bases 54 to 1628 code for a protein of 524 amino acids. Gene Ontology annotation, molecular function: 3',5'-cyclic-nucleotide phosphodiesterase activity. Gene Ontology annotation, biological process: signal transduction.
GGUAAAUACAGAUCAGCAGUGGAAAAAGACGCACUGAACGCUGAAUUCAUGACAUGGAAACCAAAAUCAUCUACUUCACAGUGAAUGGAAGACCAGAGCAGGCGGAGUUCACUGUGGACUGUCCAGCUCAGGAUGUCAAAGAUUUGUUCCGUUCUGCAGCCGAGGCAGGACCCCAUGACAUUUUGAAGCUGUACAACCCUAAAGGCAACAUCAUUAACAUCUCCCCGAGACUGGAGCCCAACAGCCCGAACUCCCGCUACAAGCUGGAGGUGGUGGCUGCCGACUGCAACAGUGAGCCGUUAGGUGCAGAGCUUGCCGGUGCACUAGGAUUUGACCUGUUAUCCAUGGAGAAAAGACUGCAGGGUCUGGAGAAGAAGAUCCUGAUCGAGGCUGGAGAGACUCCUGCAGUCGUGUAUGAGAUGAAGAAACAGGUGGAUUCAUUCAGAGAGAAACUGGAGAGUGUGGAGCACCUCAGCUGGCUGGGAUUAUUCAAAGAUCUGUCAGAGGGAACACACAAACCUUCUCCGUUUUACCACAAGAGAACGUUGCGUAAAACCAGAGAGGAGUGUGAGCACGUACGCGAGAAGUUCCUUCAGAUGAGCUCCCUGGAGGUAUCUGAGGAAGUGAGGCAGUACUUAAAGACUCCCACAUUUGAUAACUGGCAGUGGGAGGAUUCAGAGAUCAUGGUUCUCCUACAGGUCAUGUACACAGACUUGGAUUUCAUCGCAGCCUUUAACAUCGAACCUGAGGUUUUACAGCAGUUCCUGUUCGAAGUAUAUCGAAGAUACAACAACAUACCCUUCCACAACUUCAAACACUGCUUCUGUGUUACCCAGAUGAUGUACGGUUUGAUCUGGUUGACCAAUCUGAGGAGUCAGAUGGAAAGCAUCGACCUGCUGAUCAUGUUGACCUCUGCAGUCUGCCAUGACCUCGACCACACAGGAUACAACAACGCCUACCAGAUAAACGCUCGGACUGAACUGGCUCUUCGCUACAAUGACAUCUCUCCUCUGGAAAACCACCACUGUGCUGUAGCGUUUGAGAUUCUAGAGAAGACAGAGUACAACAUCUUCAGAAACGUGUCCACGGAUCAGUACAAACGGAUAAGAGAGGGGAUCAUAAAAUGCAUUCUGGCUACAGAUAUGACACGGCACAAUGAGAUCCUCAACAAGUUCAAGUCCAUCCUUCCAACUUUUGACUUUAACAACAAGGACCACAGAGAUGUGCUGAUGAUGAUCCUUAUCAAAGUGAGCGACAUCUCUAAUGAGGCUCGACCCAUGGAGGUGGCCGAGCCCUGGUUGGACUGUCUUCUGCAGGAGUUUUACAACCAGAGUGACAUGGAGAAGCUGGAGGGUCUUCCGGUGACCCCCUUCAUGGAUCGGGACAAAGUCACCAAGCCGUCGUCUCAAACCGGCUUCAUCAGAUUUGUCCUUCUGCCCCUCUUCAUCGAGCUGGCCAACCUCUUCCCAUGCCUGGAGCAACAUAUUAUCGACCCUGUCCGAAAGGCUCUGAACUACUACACAGAAAUGGAAAAAGCACUGGAGCAGGAGAAACAGAACCGGGCUCAAAGCUCCACUGAAAGCCAGACUGGACCUGGACCUGAAACCUCGAAAGCAGAAUCAAAGUGAAGUAAUGGUGGUGAAGUGAAGAGCGGAGGACUGUAAACUGAUUUAGAUGUUUUUGGAUGACCACAUUUGUCCUGACACCUGUUUGUGUACUGGUCCACUCACAGAACUGUAAGCUCUUCGAAGCCGUUUGCGCUAUAGUUUUGUUGUAUGCAUUAUCUCAGUAGAUGACAAGUAUUAGGUGGUUAUUUUUCUGCACAGUCCUGGUCAUAUUUCAACAGUAGUUUUGUCCACUCUAACUGAAAAGGCUUUUGUUGUUUCAUGUUAUUGAACCAAUAUUUGAUGAUGUGCAAAUACUAAUAGAGUAUAGCGAACAGUUUGAACAAAAUAACUUUUUAAUGUUAAGAUAAAGUUCAUUAUUUCAUCAUUUCCUUGUCUCUAGAUAACAAAGCUUCAUUCUUGUGAUACCAGGUUCAUUUAUCUAACUGGGUCAAAAAA